CCGAAACGAUAUGGCAACUGUAAACCAAGAAGAAGAAACUUUUGAGUUGGCAAUGUGUUCUAUAUGCAUGGGACAAUACAAAUUACCAAAAUGUUUACCGUGUUCACACACUUUUUGCCAAAAUUGUUUAUCAACUCAUAUUAAGUCGUCAUGUUCCAGCUGUGAUUCACCCCUUGGAUUUUCUUGCCCUCUCUGUCGCGUCUUCAUACCUGCACCAGGUAGAAUUGGUCAGUAUUCUUGUAAUGAUUGGGCUGUCAGAUUCCCUGAGAACAAAUUCAUUGCUGCGAUUGCUGGAAACUAUUCGAGUUUGAAGGCCAUUCCAUGUAGUCCUUGUAACGAAGAUGGGGAGGAGGCGAAAGCGAAUAGCUGGUGUAAGGACUGUUCCGAGGCGCUAUGCAAUGAAUGUGUUACAUGUCAUAAAAAAUCACGCCCCUCCCGUCACCAUGAGGUAAUUUUACUGACUGAUAUGUCCAAGACAAUGUCUGUUAUGCAUGAAUAUCCUGCGUUAGAUCUAGAAAACUGCGGGAAUCACAAUGGUCGAAGGUUGGAAUUGUUUUGUGAAACCCAUCUUGUUCCGUGUUGUUCCAUCUGUGUAACAAAAGAACAUGCUGGCUGUUGGAGUUUCUGUCAGAUCGAGGAACUGUCCGAUAAACUCACAAAUUUGGAAUCUGCAAAGGUUAAAAAUUUGCAAUAUGAUGUAGAGGAAUUAUGUUCCUCUUUCGAAAGAAUAAUAAAAGAAGAAAAAUCUAAUAUUGAUGAGAUUGAUGAUAUAUCUGACAAAUUUACAAAAGAAAUUUCACAGAUGUCCUCGACACUCAUUGAAGCUGUUAAAUGUCUGGAAGAAACUCACUUAACUGAACUCGCAAAGGCAUCCAAAGAAUCUAAAUCAAAGCUUCGAAAAUCCCUGGAUUCAUUUGAGCAGAGGCUACUUUUACUUCAAUAUUGGAAAGAGUUGUUGCAGAAGAAUUUGUUACCUGACGAAUCAUCAAAAACAAAGUUGGCUUUGUCAUAUUGCAGAAUGAAACAAAUUCAUGAACAUUUGACAAAACUGGACAAUGAAAAGUUAAAUAUUCAUAUAGAGACCAAAUUACCUGAUAAUGUUCGAAACCUUCUCGAUUCUUGUCAACUUGCUGAAAUAUCUGUACGCGAAUAUAAAACAUUCGUACGGCAAGAUCUUUACAAUGUAAAAAAUGUUAUGGUAAAAAAGAUCUCUGAAUUUGAGAUUCCUGGUGCUAAGUUUCAUGGUGGAAUAUUUCAUAAUGAUGACCAAUUAUUAUUAGCAGACAUGAAAAAGUGUGUUCUGUGUAAUACUAAUGGUGUUGUUUUGAGAGAGAUAUCUUUACCAGGAUCCCCGUGGGAUGUGUGUUCCAACGGUGAAAAAGAAGUACUUGUAUCACUUCCUCAAGAAAAAAGAAUCGUCAAACUAAUGUCGGACUCGUUUGAAGUUAAGGAAACUGUAGAUCUUGGUUGUCACUGUUAUGGAAUAUCGAUGCAUGGAGCCACGAUUGCAGUUGGUGCUCGUGAUUCUGUAGAAGUAUUUCAAAACUUUGCAAAAGUCACUUCUUUUAACGAUUUUCGUAGCACUGAUGAUGUGGAAAUAGACACUGAGAACAAUGUAAUUUACGCAAGCUACUCACAUGACACAGUCAUUAAACAAGACAUGGAAGGGAACAUCUUGUUCACAUAUGAAAACAAGGAAUUAAAACGUCCAUAUGGCUUAACGGUAGAUGGAAUUGGAAACAUUUAUGUAAAUGGAAGCAGUAGCAACAAUAUUCAUAUAUUGUCUAGAAGUGGUGAGAACAUAAGAAUUCUAGAAGGGGUGGAAAAGCCAAGGUGUAUAAAAUUCCAGGAAGGUACCAACAGAUUUUUUGUUGGUGAAAGUGGAGGCAAAGUGAAGAUAUUUGAAUUAACUGCUUAAAUGAUCUUUAAAAAAGCAUUUGUAUAAUAAUAUUGAAUAUUGUAGUAAACUGUUCAAUUCAUUCUGACAGACAUGUACCAUUCAAGUUUGAUUAGAUGCUGAGCAGACCAAAAUAAAACACAUUUUCGUGUCAUAUGUAAUGUUUACCUUGUGGAUUAAGCCUUGUGAAUUAAAUAUGAUUUAUAAGAAAACUUGUUAUCUUAACAAAGAAACUGCAUUUUA
Saccostrea echinata is the source of this 2140-nucleotide messenger RNA. RefSeq lists its product as uncharacterized. Gene Ontology annotation, molecular function: zinc ion binding. The transcript has a single exon. The coding region runs from base 11 to 1918 and encodes 635 amino acids. The record is from RefSeq and is a predicted model, not a curated record. Lineage: Eukaryota; Metazoa; Mollusca; Bivalvia; Ostreida; Ostreidae.